GCACGAAUGCACAAACCUACCCUUCUCUACAUAAAUGUCUGACUUUCUCCCGGAUUUUUAACCGGGAAAAGCUACUUCACUGUGCACCCACCUGUGUUUGAAAAUUUUUCCCUUUUUUAAUCUAAAAAAACAAAGAAGAGAGAAAGCGACCGUGUUCAGAGUCCAAAAGUCCGUACAAGGCUCCAACAGGAAUUGUUUAGCGUGUUGAUGGUUUAUUAAUUGAGGUCUUUCUUUUCUAUCAAAUUCUUCCAUCCAUGGAUUCUUUAAAGGGCUCUUGUUCGGAGAUGCUUUUGUCGAUUUUGUGGCAUACAUUUGCUUCGACUCGUUUCUUCUCUUGGAGGACUAUAUAUUUGGUGAUAAAUGGUGAACAUCGUUGGACCUAAGAGUUAACAUUGAAUCUAUCAGCUUUAUUGGAAAUUUAUGUCUCUUUCCGUAAGUCAGUAGCCUCGGCUUAAAUGUUAAUCAUCCCUCGGAAACGGUGGCUUUGGUUUUGCUACGGAAGCUCUUUGCUUCUCUUUGGUUUCCUUGUUGUUAUUUCUGGAGGCUCUCUCUUGUAUCAGACGUUUUGGAUUGUCUGUCUCGAGGAUUGUAACGGUAAGAAGUCACGGAUUGUUAAAGAGACCGUUUUUAGUUUGAACAAGCAUGAGGAAAAAUGCCCAUCCUCAUUCUGGAAGGGCAUUUACUGAAAGGAGGUGGAUUCUUCCAUUUUUUGCGAGUCUGCUCAUUUCCCUUACUCUGUUUUUGGCCACUCUGUUUGGGAUUUUCUCCUCUCCCAGUGAUGGAGAUCCAUUGUCCCUUGACUUUAUCUCAUUUUCACCAAUGGAGGAUUCCAGUGACUACUUUGUGGAAUCAGACUUGAAGAUAUCUUUUGAUCAGGCUGGACGUUCAAACAUGGAAGCACCAAGAAUAGCUUAUCUCAUUUCAGGAACAAAAGGUGAUACCCAGAGAAUGAGGAGGACUUUACAGGCUGUGUACCACCCCAGGAAUCAAUAUAUUUUGCAUUUGGAUCUUGAGGCUCCUCCCCGCGAAAGAAUAGAAUUGACCACAACUAUAAAAAGUGAUCCAACAUUUCGAGAAGUGAAGAAUGUGCGUGUAAUGGAACAGUCGAACUUGGUAACUUACAAGGGCCCUACAAUGAUUGCUUGUACCCUUCAGGCUGUAGCUAUUAUGUUGAGGGAAAGCAUUGAUUGGGACUGGUUUGUUAACCUCAGUGCUUCAGAUUAUCCUCUUGUCACACAAGAUGAUCUGCUUCAUGUUUUUGCCAAUCUGUCCAGGGAUCUCAAUUUUAUUGAACAUACACCAAUUGCUGGGUGGAAAUUGAACCAGAGGGCAAAACCAAUCAUCAUUGACCCAGGUCUUUACUUAUCGAAAAAAUCUGAUAUUUUUUUGACUACUCAACGCCGUUCCCUUCCAACAUCUUUCAAAUUGUUUACAGGUUCGGCAUGGAUAAUGCUUAGUAGAUCCUUCCUUGAAUACUGCAUAUGGGGUUGGGACAACCUCCCUCGUACUGUCCUUAUGUACUACACAAAUUUUGUCUCCUCCCCGGAAGGUUACUUCCACACUGUCAUCUGCAAUACAGAGGAGUUCAACAAAACUGCUGUGAGCCAUGACCUCCACUACAUUGCUUGGGAUAAUCCUCCAAAGCAGCAUCCUCGCUUGUUAACAAUCAAAGACUUUGAUAACAUGGUAAAAAGUGGGGCCCCAUUUGCUCGGAAGUUCACCAAGGAUGACUCAGUCUUGGACAAGAUUGACAAAGAGCUUCUGGGUAGGUCUGAAGGCAGGUUUGCUCCUGGUGCAUGGUGCAUUGGAAGCUCUGAUGGAGGGGUUGACCCCUGCUCCUUGAGAGGUGAGGAUUCAGUAUUUCGGCCAGGCCCAGGUGCUGAGAGGUUGAAAGAAUUGUUUCAGAAGCUUUUGUCUGAAGAUCUUUAUAGCAAGCGUUGUUCAUUUCAGACGUCAGAAUCAGUUAAUAGAAGUGUACAUUGAUGCAUUAAUAGAUGUAAAUGGUUGAUGUUGAUGUAAAUUGACUUGGUUAUAUAGUUAAUGCGCGCUUUAAAGAAUGGUGGGAAUGCUUCAAAGCGUGCCCGCGUGGUUGGCUCGGGCAUGUGGAGGUGGAGCCAAUAACCAAAGGAAGCAACAAAGAAGUGAUUACAGAUUAGUGAAGAAAGAAAAAUUGUCGGUGCGGCACUGCGGUCUUCUACUUGAGAUGUUAUAGGGAAAAAGCCGAAAUGGCCCUGAAUUACUAUAAACAAAGGCAUAUACAAUGGGCUAUGCAUCCAAUCAAGAGUGAACACGUCAGCGUGUUUUUCCUGUUACUAGCUUCUUGUACAUUCCUUUGUUUUUUUCUUUUUUUCUUUUUGGUGGUUGUACGCAGGUGUUCACUACCCUCACUCUGAUUUUUAUAUUAGUUUGGCUGUCAAACAUGGAUAGCCAAACUGUUUUGUUUGUUCUGAAAAAAAAAUUGGUUGUUUAAAUCCGGACAGCCUUAACAGGCCUUUCCCUGCAUCAUGUCAUUUUGGCUCAAGUUUGGUUGCAAAUUUACAUUAGCGUAAUGCAUGGGAGUGCAAA
This is a messenger RNA of Nelumbo nucifera (sacred lotus), 2565 nucleotides long. Its product is annotated as beta-glucuronosyltransferase GlcAT14A-like. Gene Ontology annotation, cellular component: membrane. The record is from RefSeq and is a predicted model, not a curated record. Gene Ontology annotation, molecular function: glucuronosyltransferase activity. Lineage: Eukaryota; Viridiplantae; Streptophyta; Magnoliopsida; Proteales; Nelumbonaceae.